AGAUCUCCAAUAUAGAAGCUUUAACUAAACUCCAAUAUAAAUACAGUUGAAUUGAUUCUUCCGGUUCAAGUCACCGGCCGGCGGCUAAAGUUUCCCGGUUCAUCCACCAAAAACCUAGAGCUCAGUAAAUUGCUGAUCAUGGCGGCGUUGCCAUAUGCUGAUGUCGAUUCGAGCUUAAAAGCUCUAGCCGGUCGAGCCGAAGGGUUCGGCAGAUUUGCGAUCGGCGGUCUAAAUGGUCCGGUCUAUUCCGUCACAUCAUUAGCCGAUGAUGGUCCGGGAUCACUCCGUGAUGGAUGCCGUAAGAAAGAACCACUAUGGAUUGUUUUUGAAGUUUCAGGCACCAUUCAUCUCACGUCUUACCUACGCGUGUCAUCCCAUAAAACUAUUGAUGGUCGUGGCCAAAGGAUAAAACUCACUGGCAAAGGCUUACAACUGAAGGAUUGUGAGCACAUAAUCGUAUGCAAUUUGGAGUUUGAAGGUGGCAGAGGUCAUGACGUUGACGGCAUUCAAAUAAAACCAAAUUCUAGGCACAUUUGGAUAGACCGCUGUUCUCUUCGUGAUUAUGAUGAUGGGCUAAUCGAUAUUACCAGACAAAGCACAGAUAUAACUAUUUCUAGAUGUUAUUUUGCUCAGCAUGAUAAGACAAUGCUUAUUGGAGCAGACCCGUCUCAUGUUGGUGAUAGAUGUAUCAGAGUGACCAUCCACCAUUGCUUUUUCGAUGGGACGAGGCAGAGGCAACCUCGUGUUAGAUUUGGUAAAGUUCAUCUGUACAACAAUUACACUAGAAAUUGGGGUAUAUAUGCUAUUUGUGCUAGCGUAGAAUCACAGAUAUAUUCUCAAUGCAACAUAUAUGAAGCUACACAGAAGAAAAAAGCUUUCGAAUACUACACAGAGAAGGCAGCAGAUAAGGAGGAAGCAAGAACUGGUUUAAUUAGAUCUGAAGGGGACAUGUUUCUGAAUGGAGCUCAAGGGAGUUUGUUAACUGUUGUUGGUGGAGAGUGUGUUUUUCAUCCAAGUGAAUUUUACCUUGUCUGGACGCUGGAACCAGCCUCAGACUCCCUCAAAGCUAUUCUCCACAUUUGCACUGGUUGGCAAUCUAUUCCCCGUCCACAGGAAGAGUGUGCUCGUCAAUUGAAACCUGCACGCUAGAGCAGAUCUAGUGCUCGUUACGGGUUUAUCUGAACCUAGUAACUUUGGCUCAAACCUUGUAUGUGUUGAACAGUUCACUAAAUAAAUACAAAUAAUAUAUCUUAGACCCAGUAACUCAAAAUGGGUUUGGUCGUUUGGAUAGAAAUCCAAUCUCGAUCCCACAAUGUUCAAAUCUUAAUGUAGGCAAGGCAUAUCUCGUUGAAUUAGUCUUGAAUCUACCUCCUGGUUCUUCUACCGAUCAAGAAGAGGCUGGGUAGAUAGAGGAAGGAAGAUUUAUUGAAUGUUUUUGGACAUUUAUUGAGUUGGUAAGUUACAGUAUUAUUUUUUCGAAGGAUCUUUCUUGAUUUGAUAGUCUUCAAUCCAACCUUUCUCUGUACGUAAUGUAAUGUAUGUUUUCAUGUGAAAUUUUUAUCCUAUGUAAGAAUGUUAAACGAUGGAUUAAUACAGAUUAUUGAUAUCAAGACUGAAUUUUUAUUUGAA
Solanum verrucosum is the source of this 1629-nucleotide messenger RNA. RefSeq names its product probable pectate lyase 4. Gene Ontology annotation, molecular function: pectate lyase activity. Bases 139 to 1149 code for a protein of 336 amino acids. The transcript is spliced from 5 exons. The record is from RefSeq and is a predicted model, not a curated record. Lineage: Eukaryota; Viridiplantae; Streptophyta; Magnoliopsida; Solanales; Solanaceae.